UGGGCGUGGCCUAGCGGUGCAGCUUCAGGGGAGGCACUGGCAGCCGAGGCGCAGGGGAGCUGGGCCGAGUCGGUGGGGAGCCAUGGCGGCGGCAGUGGCGGCAGCGGCAGCAAUGCGGUCCCGGAUCCUGCAGGUUUCUUCUAAAGUAAAUUCCACAUGGUAUCCAGCAUCCUCCUUCUCUUCAACACCAGUGCCAACUGUAAAGCUCUUCAUUGAUGGGAAAUUUGUUGAAUCCAAAAGUGACAAAUGGAUUGACAUCCACAACCCAGCCACCAAUGAGGUUGUUGGUCGGGUUCCUCAGUCCACCAAAGCUGAAAUGGAUGCAGCUGUUGCUGCCUGCAAACGCGCUUUCCCUGCAUGGGCAGAUACAUCUAUUUUAAGCCGGCAGCAGGUCCUGCUUCGUUAUCAGCAACUCAUUAAAGAAAACCUGAAAGAAAUUGCCAGGUUAAUCACAUUGGAACAAGGGAAGACCCUCGCUGAUGCUGAAGGAGAUGUAUUCCGAGGCCUUCAGGUGGUUGAGCAUGCCUGUAGUGUGACAUCCCUCAUGCUGGGAGAGACCAUGCCAUCUAUCACCAAAGACAUGGACCUUUAUUCCUACCGCCUGCCUCUGGGGGUAUGUGCAGGCAUUGCACCAUUUAAUUUUCCUGCCAUGAUCCCCCUUUGGAUGUUUCCCAUGGCUAUGGUUUGUGGAAAUACUUUCCUAAUGAAACCAUCAGAGCGAGUACCUGGAGCAACUAUGCUUCUUGCUAAGUUGUUUCAGGAUUCUGGUGCCCCUGACGGAACACUGAACAUCAUCCAUGGACAACAUGAAGCUGUAAACUUUAUUUGUGACCAUCCAGACAUCAAGGCAAUCAGCUUUGUGGGAUCCAACCAGGCAGGAGAGUACAUCUUCGAAAGAGGGUCCAGAAAUGGCAAGCGGGUUCAAGCCAAUAUGGGAGCUAAAAACCAUGGAGUAGUCAUGCCAGAUGCCAAUAAGGAAAAUACCCUCAACCAGCUCGUCGGGGCAGCAUUUGGAGCUGCCGGGCAGCGCUGCAUGGCUCUUUCAACAGCCAUCCUGGUAGGGGAAGCUAAGAAGUGGCUGCCAGAACUGGUAGAGCGUGCCAAAAAUCUGAGAGUCAAUGCAGGGGACCAGCCUGGAGCUGAUCUUGGCCCCCUGAUCACCCCCCAGGCCAAAGAGAGAGUCUGCAAUCUGAUCGAUAGCGGAACAAAAGAGGGAGCUUCCAUCCUUCUGGAUGGGCGAAAAAUUAAAGUCAAGGGCUAUGAAAAUGGUAACUUUGUUGGACCAACCAUCAUCUCCAAUGUUAAGCCAAGUAUGACUUGUUACAAAGAGGAGAUUUUUGGUCCAGUUCUUGUGGUUUUGGAGACAGAAACUCUGGAUGAAGCCAUCAAGAUCGUCAAUGACAACCCAUAUGGAAAUGGAACUGCCAUCUUUACCACCAAUGGAGCCACAGCGCGGAAGUACACUCACAUGGUGGAUGUGGGACAGGUGGGCGUGAAUGUCCCCAUCCCAGUGCCUUUGCCGAUGUUCUCCUUCACCGGCUCUCGAUCUUCCUUCAGGGGAGACACCAAUUUCUAUGGCAAACAGGGCAUCCAGUUUUACACACAGUUAAAGACUAUCACAUCUCAGUGGAAAGAAGAAGAUGCUACUCUUUCUUCACCUGCUGUAGUCAUGCCUACCAUGGGGCGUUAGAAACAAGUUCUUUAAGACUCAAUCCAGCCUGAGUAAUUUUUCAUCUUUCUUGGCAACCUUCAUGUGCCAUCUUUGCUCAAAAACAGAUCCAUGAGAAUGGAAUAUAUUGCAACUAAAUUCUUUCUCAGAACUCUUCAUUCCUUCAAAGUUGUAGGGAGUGCAGGAUAACACUAAUACCAGGCCUUCACUUGUUCUCCAUACUUCUCCCCAGUUUUUGAGGUAACUGUUGUUUGUGUGAAGUGUUUGCCUAGAAUGUGAGCUUAGAACUGUCUCCUAACAAUUCUUUUCUGAUGACUUGGAAGGGAAUGUCAAUGUAGGAACAGAUCUUGUAAUCACUGAAACAAUUCACCUUCUGGUUGAGCCUCAAAUAUAGCCCUCCAUUGGUCCCCACACUAUCUAACAUGUAACCUAGUUUUACAUAUCCCAGCGUUGUGACGACUGCUCUCUGCUCAAUACCACUUUCUUCUGUGUGAUUCAUGGCCACUAUUUAAUUCUAUCAUUGUCCAUGUUCUUGCUUCUUAAAAUACUUCUCAAGGAUACCUCAGGAUGAAGUGUUAAGUUAGCUUUUUGUUAUAUGUGCCAUUCUUCAUGGCUUGCCUCAACAAUCAUUAAAUCAAUACUCCAACCAUUAAUUCAGAUGCAAAUAAAUCCUUAGACAGAAUAUUUCACAAAUGAUUUUUGACUCAGAAAUCAAAGGAUCUCCAAUCAUGAAAGUGGAUAGACUCUUGCCUUAAGUAAGCUUAACCUAUUAUUUGCCAAAUUUUGUUAUUCUUUCUUUUGACAGCAUUGCUCAUUAGUUGAUACUUUUUAAUGAAAGAAUUCUUCAUAUAGAGUAAUUGAUUACACUACUAGGAACUUCAAAGUUUCAUGCUUUGACAAUAUUCAGUCACCUUAUUCAACUUAACCAUUCAGCUGCCUUUCAGCUUGUUUCUCUGAUAAUCUAAACCUUAAAUCAAAAGAGGCUGAUGUGCUAACAGAACAGUGUGUCUGUCUGACCUUCUGAAGCCUGGCUUUCUGACCUAGAUGGCUAUGGGCUCUGCUUCGUCUUGAGUGCUCAGUGAGGUGUGGCGCUGGCCAUUACUGUCCUCUCUUCUGCACAGCCAUGUGUGUACAGUGCUGCUCCAGCCCAUUGUAGGUUUGGUGAGGUAAAAUAAAGGUGGUGAAAAACCUUGACAUUUCCUACUCUUUGAAUAUAAGACUAUCAGAGUAACCAGCUCUGGUGGAAUUCAGAGUUUCAGUCACUUUAACAAAACACAACUCUGAUUUUCUUUUGUUUUCCAUACUAAAGCUAAGACAUUUAUACUUUGUGACUGCAAUGCCCUUUGUUUUCUUAGAAAACAUAGUUCAUACUUAAUUUAAUCCAACAAUUUUAGGCUGGGUUAAAAAGUGGUUAUUAUCUAAAUUCCAAAUAGAAUUUAAUUGGACUCCUAAUAUUUUCCUUAGAUAUAAAGGAAGUUACUUUUUAAAAAUUACAGCUAAUCAGAAUUGCAUUAUUCUAAUUAUAAUAAACAAAUUUGACCAGCUACUUGGGCUCAAAAGAGUUUCUUGAUUCUUAGAUGAAAUGUAUAUUUGGUUAUAUUUGGGUUACUAUCACUAAAACAGAAAACCAGCACUUUUCCUUUUUGUUCUUAUAUGGCCUCCUUGAAUUUUGUGAGCUUCUAUACUGAUCAUGAAUAACACACUACAAAUAAAAAUGCCUUAGGAAAAAAACUACAGU
Molecule: messenger RNA, 3407 nt
Organism: Arvicanthis niloticus (Nile rat)
Lineage: Eukaryota; Metazoa; Chordata; Mammalia; Rodentia; Muridae
Source: RefSeq, a predicted model, not a curated record